Messenger RNA from Aspergillus puulaauensis, 1206 nucleotides. RefSeq lists its product as uncharacterized. NCBI's taxonomy places the organism in Eukaryota, Fungi, Ascomycota, Eurotiomycetes, Eurotiales, Aspergillaceae. Bases 1 to 1206 code for a protein of 401 amino acids. Gene Ontology annotation, biological process: secondary metabolic process. The record is from RefSeq and is a predicted model, not a curated record. The transcript is spliced from 2 exons. Gene Ontology annotation, molecular function: CoA-ligase activity.
AUGGGUCACCAGCGGACACUUUGCAACACAGUUCACCCCGAGAGAAACUACCUGCAUAAUAGCGUUGAGCUAGAAUGGGACCGAGUCACGGAUAUUCAGGAACUGGAAAAUACAACAAUUUGCCUGUUGUAUUCCAGCGGCACGACGGGACCAGCCAAAGGAGUAAUGCUGUCUCACAUGAAUCUUGUCUCCGAAGCUCUGUUCACUCAGUUGGUCCUGCGGGACUCUAGGCGAGGAAAACCACAUUUGAAUGUUCCUUAUCGUACAGUCGGUCAUCUCCCAACGGCCCAUAUUGCGGGAUGUUUGGGAUAUUUCAUCACACCCGCGGUUGCUGGAGGGACGGUAUAUUGGAUGCCCAAAUUCAACAUCGAUGGAUUCAUCGACUACUGCAAGAAGUACCAAGUAACUUUCUUGGCAACUGCACCUCCGGUAUACCAUGCAAUUGUGCGAAGUAACCGCGUGACUGAUCAAUUCAAAACGCUUGUCCGGGCAGAAUCGGGUGCAGCCCCUCUGAGCCUUGAGCUCCAGGAGCAAGCGGAAAGGAAGCUGGAAUGCAGUAUCAGUCAGCGCUGGGGAAUGACGGAGUCAACUGGCAGCGUGACAACGAUGCCUUGGGGCGAGUCCGAUAAUACUGGGAGUAUCAGCCCACUGUUACCCAACACAAGAUUACGACUUGUGGACGAAGAGAUGAGAGACGUUGGGCUUGGAGAGGAGGGCGAAAUUCUGCUAAAGGGUCCGAUGAUCACGAAAGGGUAUUUCGAAAAUCCGGAGGCAACGGCAGAUGCAUUCACGCCGGAUGGCUGGUAUAAAACCGGGGAUAUUGGCGGCUAUAAAGACGGGAAAGUCAUCAUGGUUGAUCGAAAAAAGGAGCUUAUCAAGUACAAGGGGCUGCAGGUUUCUCCUGUCGAAGUGGAAGGGCUUCUCCUCACGCAUGGAAGCGUUGCAGACGUUGCCGUUAUCGGUGCACCUGAUCCAGACGCGCCAGGCAAUGAGCUGCCUCGAGCAUACGUUGUGCUCAAGGCCGGCAAGCGGGUAUCCGAGGCCGAGUUGAAGGAGUACGUCAAGUCCAACAUCGCACGCCAUAAGCAACUCCGGGGCGGAGUUAUAUUUAUCGACGAGAUACCCAAGAGCGCAUCAGGCAAAAUUCUUCGGAGAAUCCUGAGAGACCAAGCACGAAGCUCAAUGGCACGACAAGCCAAGCUAUAG